AUGGUAUUAUCUGGUUCUGGUUCUGGCUCAGGCUCUGGUUCUGGCUCGAAAGGAUCCAAUAAUGGAGAACAACGUAGUGGCGAUUGCCAGGGUGCUGGAGAUAAUCAAUCUACUGUUGUGAAGAAGGAAUCACCGGGAGAGAAUGUUUCCUCGAGCCAAAUGGAAGAUAAUUCUGGGGUUUUCGGCGGCAGAAGUAAUAUAUCAGCGUUACAACAGAUACAACAGGGUCCGUCUCCUAAUCUAUCCAACUCCGAUUCUCCAAUGAAUGGGGCGCUACUAGCUUCUAUCACGAGUCCGCUGCUGGCGCAUGGUAGUGGUAAUGGAAGCAAUGGACAAUCAGGAAUUGGGAGGGCUUCGAACAGCCACCCACCAUCGAAUGCGGGGUCGAGCACUAAUGGGACCUCCACUCCAUCCUACCGUGUAGCUCAGGCUUGUGACAGAUGCAGAGCCAAGAAGAUAAGAUGUGACGGUAAGAGGCCGCAGUGUACGCAGUGUGUCGCUGUUGGUUUCGAUUGUAAAAUCAGCGAUAAGUUGAGCCGAAGGGCGUUUCCUAGGGGCUACACCGAGACUUUGGAGGAAAGAGUGAGAGAACUCGAAGCUGAGAAUAGGCGAUUGGUAGCGUUAUGCGAUUUGAAAGAGGAGCAACUGCAUUUGGUCUCGAGAUUCAGUAGUAAAGACGAGGAUGCAGACCAAAAUAGCUCAGGUGUGGCUAAUACAGAAGAAGAACAAAUUUUGCAUGAGCUAUCCAAGACGAACGGUGGCUCCUUGAGAGUGAGCUCCACAAACCUUUAUUUGCUCAAUAAAAAGGCCACGCCUAGUGGGACCGACAACGAUGGUUUGUCGGACCCUGUUCCUGUUGCUAAAGUUGCUACCACCACGGCGGCUCCCCGCAUUAUUUCGCCAAGAAAUAGCGUUGCAGAAUCAGACCCUUCACAGAUGAGCAUUGCCAGCCAAGAACCUGACUUCAACGCUACCGCAAAGGGGAAGCAAGACGCAGAUUUGAAGACCGACCCGUAUGGGAUCUCUUUCGAACAGAAUGAGGCACCAGGUCUUCCAACUCUAAAAGCCCUAUCGUCGCUGUCACGGUACAAGCAAGGCACUCAACUUGCUACGUUGGUUGCAGUGUCCGUUCCAAGAACCACAGAGGAAAUUUUAUUCGUUCCCCAGCUCUUGGCACGUAUAGGCCAGGUGCAUGGAUACACGUCUAAACAGUGCAUUUACACCGCAACUGUACUUGCGUCUUUGAAAGAGACUAGCAUUUCACAAAUUCCACCUGAAUUGGAGGUCUUGAAGAACCGAAACCUAUGGGAGAUUGAUGAUGUAUUACAUUUCUGGAAGAACGUCUUUAAAUUAGACUUUAUGAAAUACACUGCAGUGGACCAUUCUUCAACGCAUUUAAAUUUCACCGAAGUUGAAGAACUUAUGCAAUUGUUUUUCGAGGAUUGGUACGAGUUAAUUCCAUUAUUUGAUAAGAAUGAGUUUAACUCAUACUAUGAAAAGUUCAAAACAAAUGUAACAGAUCCAAACUUCUUUAUCAGGAAAGAUGAUACUGUCUUCAACAAUCGCACAAGGUCUAUUUCGUACAAAAUUUUCUCUUGUAUGUUGAUAAUCAUUGUGCAAAUGGGACUUUUAUCUAAGAUUAAAAGAGAGAACAUCACUUCAGGAAAGGCAAGUGACUUGAUGAAGUAUUAUGACAAGCUCAUGGCCCAUAUCUGGUUAAACCCAUACUUUAAUUCAAGAAAUACUUCAAUUCAAGUGCUCCAAUCAUUAUCUCUAUUGCUAUUUUAUAUGCUCAACGUGGGUGAUAUACCGUCGAUUUACGAGCUUCGUGGUAAGGUCGUUUCCAUGUCACAGCAAUUAAGAUUGCACAGAUGUCCUAGUGCAGUGUUGGGUGGGGACGGAUCAACGGUCUCAAAAAUCCAACAAGGUGAACGUCGUAUUCUAUUUUGGAGUAUUUAUUACUUGGAUGUAUUCAGUGCUCUCCAACUUGGUGUCCCUCGACUAGUCAAAGAUUUUGAAAUAGAAUGUGCACUACCAGUCACUAGCGAUGAUGAUAAACAAGUUAAUUUAGCCGGUCAAAUGAUUGCAUUAGAAGGUAAAGUUUCCCCGUUCUCACUCUCUGUUAUAAGAUUUGCUAAAGUUAUGGGCAAUAUCUUGGACUCAACCUUUAAAAGAGGAAUGACCACACAGUUAACUAAACAAGCCGCUCUAGUGCACGAGAAUGCUUUAGAUAAUUGGAGACAUGGUCUACAAGAUGAACUUUUCUUCCAGUUGGAUGUAAAUGGUACCAUUAACAUGGAUGAGUUUAACCAACAAAAGAAGUAUUCACAAUCCAUCUCUUCUGAGUCCUCAAUAUUCACUCAAAAAUCACUAAUAUUAAUGACAUUAUACUUCAUUGCAAAAUGUAUGGUCCAUCUCCCAGUGGUUGCAACUAAACCACUAGUUUACGAAGUUGCUAAGUCUUCAAACAGCGAAGAAGCGGAAAAGGUUUCUGUCGAUCGGUCGCUUUCCUCCUACGUCUUAUUACAACAGGCAACGAAUACCCUGCUAAAUGUCUUAACAGCGUUGAACAAUCAAUAUUUACCGCUACCAAUUAAUUUGGCCAGGACAAAAAUCAGAUUUGGUCUUUUCAGCGCUCGUGGUUCGUUAGAGUACACCAAGGGAGGUGCCUUGUUUCAGGAUAAUAAGGCUCUCCUAUUGGAUUUGGUAAAAGAAUUAGAAGCCGAUAGGAAGUUAGGCUUACCAAGCACAAUGAGCUGGCAUAGUUUGAAGCUAUUUGAUCUUUCAAUCAAUUUGAUACUUCAACCCGUCAACUCUAAUCCAGAGAAGACGGAAAAGAUGAUUCAAAAGAAGAUCAACUACUAUAAUAAACUAAUGGGUCACCCAAGUGUUAAUGUCAAACGGAAAAGAGAUGGAAAGUCUACCACAAAUACCUCGAAGAAGGUUAAAGUGGAAGAAGAUCAAACCACAGACAAUAUGCAGAAUGUUGGCACCGGUGAAACUACCGAUACCGCUCAUUCCGAAGACUUAGUUAAGGACGUUCCUCGAGAAUUUGAUGUUUUGCCAGAGAACUACACUACAAUACAAGAAGCUUUCCAACUGGACCCUGUGCUAAAUACCAAUCCAUUCAGUAACACUGAUCUCAAGGCCCUUUUCAAUACCGGUAUGAUGGAAGCAUCAUCUGGUAAUGAAAAAUCCGCCAAUUACGCUGAAAAUGUUGUUGGGGACAGUAACCAACCCUUGACUCUGAAGGGUAACGGUACGUCGCUGUUAAACCUAAAUGGGCUUACCAACGAAAAUAACGAAGGUGUUCAAACAGAUGGCUUGAAGGCCAACCCUAGCAUGUCUAACCUUCUAAAUUUGAGCAAUAGUGACAGUCUUUUCAGAGUUCCAAGUAAUGGUGAUUUCCUAAAGGAUUACUACAUCAAUAACAUGAGUAACACUGGCUUAUCGAACGCUAAUUCAGCAGGUAUGAAGAACGCUCCUUCUUUGUCCCAGCUCAGCUCAUUAUUCAUGUCCAGUGGAUCAGGUAACAAUGCUUCAUAUAACAAUGUCCGUGGUAAUGCCAAGCAGGAAACGGGUAACAAUUUCAACACCCAGAGAAACCAACCUACUCUCGAUGGAGUUUCAUUUGCUGCCGACGCAUCUCUAGGUUUAGCUCCAUUGUUAGCAUGGUCCCCAGAUUCCAAGAGCCAUUUGAAUAGCGGUAGCAAUAAUGGAAAUGGUAGAAGCGAUACAUCUACUACGGGAAUUGUCCUAGAUACAGGUGAACAAACUGCUACAAGUCCAUAUAUCGCCCAGUUACAACAACAACAGCAACAACAACAACAACAACAACAACAACAAUUGCAUAAUAGUGAGCAAGGAUAUAAUUCGCACGUCAGUGCUUCAAUUCCAAAAAGGAAGUUAUCGGUAACGGCUGAUCUUCAAAAGAACCACCCCACUAGGGUCUCAAACUUCAACCAAAUGAACUCUCCUGCAACAGCACAUCAUCCCCUGAUGCUAAUUCAUGGGGGGCUCUCCACUUAUGAUAAUGCAACCCCCCCUGUAAUGCCAUCAUCCUCCGCGGUUGACGGUGUUUCGAACGCCAAUUCGAACUCUAACAGCACACCUAGUGCUUCUGGGUCUAACCGCCGUGGACCAAGGCGUCGGUGGAACAACAACGCGGGCACAUCAAACACAUACUCUAAUGAAGACCAAUCUGUGUCUGAUUUGCUACGCUGGCAGAAUGGACCCUGA
This is a messenger RNA of Kluyveromyces marxianus DMKU3-1042, 4239 nucleotides long. RefSeq names its product DNA-binding transcription factor CAT8 (gene CAT8). The transcript has a single exon. The record is from RefSeq and is a predicted model, not a curated record. Bases 1 to 4239 code for a protein of 1412 amino acids. Gene Ontology annotation, molecular function: DNA-binding transcription factor activity, RNA polymerase II-specific; zinc ion binding; DNA binding. Lineage: Eukaryota; Fungi; Ascomycota; Saccharomycetes; Saccharomycetales; Saccharomycetaceae. Gene Ontology annotation, biological process: regulation of DNA-templated transcription; DNA-templated transcription.